Molecule: messenger RNA, 9744 nt
Organism: Aedes aegypti (yellow fever mosquito)
Lineage: Eukaryota; Metazoa; Arthropoda; Insecta; Diptera; Culicidae
Product: rhoGEF domain-containing protein gxcI
Exons: 16
Coding region: 967-3930 (987 amino acids)
Biological process (GO): negative regulation of centriole replication
Molecular function (GO): microtubule binding
Source: RefSeq, a predicted model, not a curated record
AUUUCCUCCUUAUUACCUUCCUUUUUUCAGAAAUCAAAUUUUCCACAAUCGAUACUGCACUGCAGAUAGGGAUUUGAAAAGUUAAAAAGGCUGAAUGUGUCCAUCACCCGUGGAAGUGAGAAAAUAGCUCCGAAUCGCUUCGAGCCAGAGCGAGAGAGCCUGAAAAAAGGGAAAAAUCAGAAGCGGAAGAAGACGUAGAAGGAAAAGUGGUUCACCAAAGUGUAUUCGGAAGAAAAUUUAUCGAUUGGGUAUUUCUGUCUGCUGGUGUCCGAGACGAAAAGGGGACAAAAGGCAAGAAGAGGUUCGGAGUUUGGGAGUCCCUGCAGCACAGGUGGGAGUCACAAAAGGGGGUGAAAUGUGCUGAAUGUUAUCGGGGAAAAAAGUGCGUGUCAGUGUUAGUAAGUAAAAAGCAAGUGCUUGAAGGAAUUUUUCCGCUGUCGUCGCCUUUGUCGGUCUCGCAGUGAAAUUAAGAAGGAUUAUUUCGAGCAAUAGUUCGCAACCAGCCACCGUAAAAGUGCAAAAUGAUCUCAUUUAACGGUUCGCUGAGUGUCGCUGUCCCGAUGUCCGGCGUUUGAUUGAGGUGCUUCCACGAGUUGAGGAAAAUCGAUAAACUCGGAUUAUCGUCGACGACCUGUAAACGGCUUUGCGCUUUACACUCACGUAAUCGCCUGCGAGGGUAAACCAACCAACCGUACCUAGACGAAUUACGUCCAACGAGAAAGCCAGCAGAUUCAUCAUCCUCAGACGAGUGCAAACAACGAGCCAACCGAUUGAACCGACCAAGUCCCCUUCAGUUACAACAAAUCUUCGGCCGAGCCACCCUCUCUUUACGACCGGAGAAUUGCGUCUCCUCAAGGAGGGUGUGUGAUAUCUGCAGACGUGUGUGUGCGUUUCACUGUUCGCCCGCAGAGUGUUAUAUUUUUUCUCUUCGGUGUGUGACCUGUUUACCGAAGAAAACCAGCCUUCAUGAUCGGAUCAUUUUGGAAUCUGUGUAGAGCGUGCCCUUCAAUGCCUGUAGAUAAGCUCCACUCGGAAUACAGAAGCACCUAUCGAUGGCACGAAUACACCGGGGGUCCAGAAGUGGUCCGCAAGCCACCUGUGCCAAACCAAUUCGCCAGCUCCAAGGUGGAUCACUUUUUCUCCAAAUCAACGGAGGAUGAUAAAUUUAUCGAAGCAUCGAUCAACGAACCGCCCUUGCCGCGGAGGAAAAAAUGCCCGGAAUUAGCCUACCGGACGCACGAGUUCAUGGCGGCCAAUCAGCGGGGAGGAGGUGGCGAGCUUUCGGCCCAUGGGGGUCACGAUAGGCCCGACGCGGCCACGACUCACUCACGUGCUAGGUCUGAAGAACGCGGAACCCCUUCCCGUCGCAGUAAAUCGGAAGGACCACCAGCGGUUGCCAACGGACGGCUACCGACCGGAACCGGCACCGGCGGCAUCUCGAACGGAGUAGCACACGAGCCGGUCUCGGUCGAAGGCAGAGCGCAGGAACAGCCGGGUGAGUCUAGUGGCCUAUUCAAAAAAACUAUUAGCAAAUUGAGCACAGAGUACCGCCUGCAGUUCGUGUGGCCCCACGUGCGCAGGGCUAUCAAGGGGGCCACCGGUGAGGAUUCGGUGAUCGAGCCACCGCGCAAGUCCCUCUCGAUGGGUGCACUGAAGGCUGCGCAGGCCGCUGUCGCUGCCGGUGUCACCAGCAGUCACCAGCAGCACCACCACCAAUACCACCACUACCAUCAGGCGGUUCCCACCGUGCAUAAAAAACGAACCGCAAACGAGCGAGAAGCGAACGCUCACGAACUGGAACCCCUGGUGAACGACGUCGACGGUGAAAAGCCGCAGCAUGAAAAACGGGACGCGGCAGUGGUCGAGCACAAACUCAAGGCAUUCAAGUCGGAAAAGGAACGGUACGGUUUCGAGCCGGAACAGGAUGGUGGAGCCGCGUUGCGAAACAGUGCCGCCAUGGACAGCGCCUGGUACAAGGAAGUGCUGGAGCUGCGGAAGAAAGCCGGUGAAUACAGGAACCGAGGAUGGGGUGGAGAGAUCAACCCGGAGUUGUUCAACAAACAGCAAGAGCUCUGGGAUCAGGUGUCCAGGCGAAGCUCGCUGAGUGCCCUAUCGCUGGCGUCCAGUGUAAGACCGAUCACCAAAGAGGAGAAAGAAAAAGAAAACAACAAGAAGAGCUCUCCAACGAAACCGUACGCUCCCGGCCGUGGCAAGAUUCCCGGAAGUGCCCGACCAGUCGAAAUAGGAAAAGCCCUCCCGGAUGGAUUGGCGUUCUCACGUAGCCGAAAGGACAACAUCCGUCACCAUUUGGAGCGCACUACGGGUCCCGAUGUGGAAGAAGGCGCCCUGCUACCUUCACCCACUCGGGAAAAACUGAUGCCGGCAAUUCCCCGAUCCAAGGGAGAUAGCCCUCAGCGAGGAAGUCCACAGAAAACGGGUCUGUCGCGUCAUGGCAGCCCCCAAAAGGGAAGUCCCCAGAAGAGCAGCCCCAAGAAAAUGUCUAGUAAGGGUCGAUCACAAUCGGUGGGACCAGCAGUAGCGACCGACCACAGCGUUGCCAGCGUCGGAGGAGGUUCACCGAAGCGUCAGAUUCGCUCCGGUAGCACUGCCACUGCCUCAACGGCUGCCUCGGCGGCCAAAGCGCACAACAAGAAGACCCCUACGACGGCCACAACUCCGUCUCAACCUCCAGAGCGCCGACCCAGACCAACAACCCUUUCCACAACCACCACUCAUUCCCGCUCUAAGAGCAUUACUCAGCCCCAUAGUGGCCAUACAAGAGUGCAUUCCGCUCCCCCCAGUAGACCACCUCCCGUGGCGACCAACAACAACAAUAUCAACAACAACAUCAACAACAACAGCAACAUCCAGAACAACAAUUCCACCACCACCACCAUCAACAACAACAUCAAUAAUAAUACCAACAACAAUCAUUUGACCCCCAAUCAGACCUCCCAUCCCCUCCCACCCCCGGAUCGAAGCAAUAACAAUUCCAUCCCGAACAUUACAUCUUCCACCACCACAACCACAACGACCCAUCCUUCACGCGCUAAGCUCACACUCGGUCCAAAGAUUGGCUCGCAGAACCGACCUCGGGCGGCUAGUGCCACCUCGACGACGGCGUCGAAAAAACAAGAACCCUCGGCGGGGCGCAAAGCCGCCAAAGGCAAAACCGAAUCGGGACCCAAAUCCGCCGGAAACGAGGACGACGCCGAAAAGGACGGUGGCGUCUCGGUGUCCAGCGCCAGCCCCCUUCCGGCACCGGAAAUCACCGAGCAGAUCAUCAAAUCACCGCCGGAACCAACGCGAGUCAAAUCUCCCGAGCAGAUCAUUAUGCGCUCACCGGAUCCUGUCAACUGGACCGUUCCGCUCGAUACGGGUAAAACCUUCACCGUGACCCAAAACGUCCGCGAAGGUGAGUUGUUUGCAGGUGAUCCUAUGAUCCGACCUCAUAGCGAAAUCAAGGCUUCAACUCCAGUGGACCAUCCACCACCAGCACCACAAUCAGCACCGCCAGAGCUUUCAGAACAAAUCAAGUUACCUAAUACAAAACUUGAACCAGAUUCGAUCAAGGAAUCCGAGGACGAAGAUGAUGACCUGCUAAAGUCCAAAUCGUCCGUCACUUCGUCGGUGAACCAACCGAUUUCGGUGGCCGUUCCGGUUGAAUCUGCGGCCUUACCGGCAACGACAGUACCUCAACCGACAGCCGUGGACACGUCGGCGCCAGCACAAAGCAACCCGGAACCGGUGCGGUUCGACAAACCCGUCCCCGGGUCCACACUUCGCUGUCUGGAGGAUCCGGACUUCGAUUCGGACAUCAACUCACCGCAGGGUAGCCGAAACGUUGCCUCCGAAGUGUUGGACAAAGCCCGGGAUCGGUUCGAUCGCUUCUGGGGCAAUCCGGACGGAGCGAAACCUGACGAGUCCUAAAUUCUACCACACAGUUGUAAGUGAGCUUGUUUUAGUACAUCUAUCGUAGAUACGCGUCAGGUUUUGGGCUACGGGGAUUCAGUUCCGCCAUAAUUGAAUAGGACUGAUCGCCCGGACCUUGCCUCUCCCCAUCGCUAUACCUUUCCCCAAGAAAUGGGUUUCAUCUUUGCGCGCUUGUAUCCACGCGGAGAUCCUCAAUGAUUUGAUAUCUCUAGUCUCUUGUAACGAAGAAAACAAAAACCGGUAGCCAGAAUGAUGUUAUCACUUGUGUAAAACCACAUCUCGACAGGGUAGACUUAGGAUGUUAUUACUCUUUCCCAAUAUAUAUACAUACACUAGAUCAGAAACAGAAAAAAAAUCACUCACAAUGCAUAUACUUGGAAACAACCUUGAUUCGGAAAAAUUCACUUUCUAGAUUCUGAUUCUGCGGAGUCAGAACAACGCGGAACCUUAUGGAGAAGGGUCUUGUACUGUGCCCUCCCAUGUUUCCUAUCUUGUUAUCUAAUGUUUAGGAAGCCAGUUUCCGGAAGAUUUUUGCCUGCUUGAUCAAUUGUAGUCUUAGCAAGGCAGGUGCCCUCAGAUAUAUCCCGUAUCGUUUUGAGAGAAGUAUUUUCUCAAAAGCGCAUUAUUACACCCAAUCACCUAUCACCACGUCAUGGUUACUCAAUUCACGCCAUCACACUCAAUUGAUGGGAGAACAUGCUACAAAGAAUUUUGAUUGUUUUUUUGUUUUGCACUUGACGUAUGAGCUUAAUUUUUCAAAACAUGUUUAAGGGCCAGAAUACAGCAUGAGAAUUGAUGAGAUUGACAGAUGUGCGAUAAUUUCGAAAUACUUCCUGAGCAUAUAUUGAAAUACUUUAGCAUGGUCUCUCUGGAUGUUGACAGAGGAGCCCUCAGAAUACUUCCAGAGGAGCCCUCUGAAUACUUACAGAAGAGCCCUCUGGAUACUACCAGUGGGUCUCUCUGGAUCUUUUCAGAGGGUCUCUCUGGAUGCUUCACGAUGAGUCUUCUGGAUGGUUCCAGAAAAGCCCUCUAAAUGCUUCCAGAGGAGCCAUCUAGAUACUUCUAGAGAAGUCCUUUUGAUAUUGCCAUAGGAGCCCUCAGAAUACUUCUAGAGGAGCCCUCUGGAUACUUUCAAAGGAUCCCUCGGAAUACUUCCAAAGAAGCCCUCUGGAUACUUCCAAAGGAGGCUUCUGGGUACCUUCACAGGAGCCCUCUGAAUACCUCGAGAUGAGCCCUCCAGAUUCUUACAGAAGAGCCCUUAGGAUGCUUCCAGAGGAGGAUUCUGGAUGCUUCCAGAGGAGGCCUCUGGAUGCUUCCAGAGGAGGCCUCUGGAUGCUUCCAGAGGAGGCCUUUGGAUGCUUCCAGAGGAGGCCUAUGGAUACUUCCAGAGGAGAUCUCUGGUUGCUUCCAGAGGAGAUCCCUGGAUGCUUCCAGAGGAGAUCCCUGGAUGCUUCCAGAGGAGCCCUCGGGGUACUAACAGAGGAAACCUCUGGAUGCUUCCAAAUGAGCGCUCUAGAUACUUUCAAAGGAGUUCUUUGGAGACCAGAAGAGUCCUCUGUAUAUUUCUAGAGAAGUCCUCUGUAUACUUUUAGAGGUGCUCUCUUGAUACUUUUAGAGGAUUUCCAGAGUCCUUUGGCCCCUCUCUAUACAUAGUAGCUCUACAGAUGCUUCCAAAGCUACCCUGGGUGUUUCCAAGGAGCAUUCUGGAUACUUCGUAGGGAGAAGCUCAAUAGAUGCUUUCAAAAGGCACUCUAGAUGUUAACAAAGAAGCUUUUUGGGUACUUCAAGGAGAGUCCACUGGAUAUUUCCCCAAAAGCCUCUUUGAGAGCUUUAGAUGUAAGUAUUCCUAAUUCGGUUGACCAGAUUGAAGAGAUGCUAUUUGUUGCAUUGGAGCUGCUAACUGUUCUCGUUCUUCACUUGGAGGAAUUCUUAGAUAUUUGGUCUUCUAAAAAUCCCAUUAAUAUAUAUACAACAGUAUAACGUUUCGUAUUCGCACUUCUUCAUUUCACCAAACCUAAUUGGUAUGGAGCAAAUAUUAUAAGCUUUUUCUGUACUCAUGAGUAAUUGGUAGGUAAUUCUUAGGAAGUAUUUCGUCACCUUCGACAAUCAACAUGUAAAAUUCCAACACACCUUCGCAAAUGGCUUUGACACACUUUUCACAAUCGUAGAAAGUUGAACCGUGAUCGGUGCAAUUACUUCCAAUCUUUAAACCAUAAUUCAACGAAUGCGAAUUGAACUUGACGAAGGAUGAUGCGGAACGCAGUUUCAAACGAUAGCUCCUUCCACUCGUACUGAGGAACGCAGAGGUAAACAAGACACUCCUAAUUAAUUACCCGCUCCCUUGUUUAUGAACAUCAAUGCUCCUGGAUUCAGAAGCAACCACUCCCUUUUUUUAUGUCGUUAGAUACGAACCGGAAGAAACCGCGAAACAACUUUCUACGACUUAUGUUGUGAAUGUGUCUCAUUUAUGCUUUCGCUGUCAUUCGUAUGAGAUGACAGUUUUGGUUUAAGUGUGGCUUUAAAGAUAUUUUUUUUUAAUUUUGAGUCAGCCAUAAAACCAUAACAAAAUCUUGAACGUUGCAUAGCAAGAGAAACACCUUUUGGAAAGGAGAAACAUCAUCCGUCUUUCAACGCAAAACCAGACGUCAUAAACGUAAAUAAUACACUCAGAAAAAAAAAUAAUAAAAUGGCUAUCUCGAAGCUUUUUUGCAACCACACAAUAAAACAAGCAAAACAGCAAAAAACUACAACACUACAGUUAAAUCAUUGCACGAAACAUUUGAAAAUUAUCACAAUACAGAAAAGUCGUUGUGAAAGUGAUGCGACAUGAAAUAACUCCGGUUUAGCUAGGUCAGGAAACCCAAUCAAUUACGAAAUAAAACAGCUAUUUACACACUAAGCAAGUAAAACAGGUGAACAAAUACAGCGAGAGAGAGAGACAGAGAAACAAUUGAAACUCACACGCAUCUUCACAAAACCACUUUCACACGGUCAAACAACAAGUAACAAAGUCAUUGAAGCAGCAUGUCUAAAGAAUGGCCCGUCCAAGAUUGUCUCCGAUAGAAUUUUUUUCGUUUGGUUUUUGUCACACGUAGAAAAACGGCCAUGUUUACACAGUAAAAAAAAAGUCGAAAAAACCGCAUACAAAGCCAUCAGUUUUACGCGAUGGCUGUCCAUCUUUCGAGAUACGCGCGAUAGAAAUAAUCGCUUUUUCGCUUAGUAUACAUACAAACAUACAAACAUACGUAGAUGCUUUUUCGGAAGUAAUUUUUCCCGACUAUUCGAUGUUUAAAAUACGCGAAACACUAGCAGGCAUCAUCGCAGGGGUAGGUACUUGACAUAUUACAAAAACGCAACCGUCAUCUGUCCUGGAUUUUUUCUUUCGGAAUUAGUUUUGUAUACGAUCAUCGCCGCGUACAUUUUGAUAAAAGAAGUAGUGAUUUUUGGAUGAGGAAUUUAUUGAGAGGGAAAAUCGGUUUUUGUUAGGUGACAGAAGGAUUACAGUUUACAGUAAAUGUUUUCUUUAAGCAAGAAUUGAAAGAAUGCUCAAAGUUGAUUGAUUGUUUUGAAACGGUUAUACUCUAAUAUAAUUAUUGAAACCCCCUAGGGGAUUUAGUUUGAAUCCCAAAUGGGAAUUCAGUUCUAAUCCAAAAGGAGAGAUUCUGUUGGACCCCACAAGGGGAAUCUGUUAGAUCACCCCAGGGAGAUUUUGUUCGUACCCCACAGGGGUAUUCCGUUCAAACCCCACAGGGUUAUUUCGUUCAAACCCCACAGGGGAAUUCUGUUCGAACCCUCAGGGGGAUUCUUUUCGAAACCCCAGAGGGGUUCUGUUCGAAACCCCGGGAGAUUCUGUUUGAACUCCCAGGGGGAUUUUUUUCGAACCCCCAGGAGGAUUCUGUUCGAACCCCUCAGGGGGAUUAUUUUCAAAUCUUCUUAAGAGAUUCUGUUCGAACCCCCCAGAGAAAGUGUUUUUUCAACGAUUCAAUCAACUUCUAGCAUUCAUCGACGUCAGUUCUCCUAUAUCUUGACAGACCAUCGAAGCCGAUCCAUAGAAAUGUCAUUCGCUAAGCACACAAGUCAUUCCAUUAUUGAGAGAUAGAGUCAGGCAGAACGUAGUUAGAAAACGAAAUCAAUGGAAUUCCAUUUCCCAGCUUUACACAUACACUUGAUGAUGAUUGACAGAACGAAUGACUUGGGGGAAGCAAAUUUUGCUAAGCAUUAAGUAUAGUUACAAGCCAGAUAUUUGAAGAAAUUGCGACGACAGUAGGCAUCAUCGGAUAUUAUAAAAAACUAAACAGGUCACAACAAACUCAAAACAUUAAGUGAAAAGCAACAAGUUUUUAAAAUUACCUAAUUUAAGAAAAACAGAAACUACACUACAUUAAAAUUUAACGAAAGAUAGGAAACUCUGUUGAAAUGAAGUGAAUAAAGAAAAAAAAACAGUGAAAUAACAAACUAUUUAAAGUGAAACAAGCAAAAUCGCAUUUACGUGUUACUUGACAAAAGGAGAAGAAAAAGAAACCUACUAAUAAUUGCAGAGAGAAAAAAAGUUAAGUGAGCGAAAAAAGCAAGUUCCAAAUUUAACCUGUUGUUCGUCACACUAGAAGUAUUACUGUUGUAUUGCAAGUGAGAUAAUAACACAAAAAAUUGAGCUGCUUGAUCAGAGUUCAGGAAAUUUAACACAGAAAAAAUAAAAUCCAUUGGACAUUAGUUUUCGCUUUUUUGUGAUACUGAAACUCGGUAACAAUAGCGAGAGAGAGCGCAGUGUGGGGUCACGUUGAUUGAUUGAUCGAUAGAUAGAUUGCCUAAAUGAGUGGAGCGAAAUGAGGGGAAGAGAGGGCGUGCUGAGAGGAUAAAAACGAUAAUAAUUUAUUCGCCCCGGAGCCCUACUGGCUGACUGAACGGCCGUUAGCGAGCUAAAAAUACGCAACCCAGCAGGGGUGGGGCUCGACCGGGUCUAUUACUGCAACUAUCACCUGUAGCCUGUAAGUAUACUUAUAUUGAUUAGUUUCUGUUACAAGGAACAGGAUACAACACUUGUACGUAUCGGAUGUGUUGAAGGACCGUAGCGCUUAAUGGAACAUUGUUGUACUGCUUAAACCGAUCUAACCAAUUACUUUCCAAUAUAAAAGAAUCACUGCUAGGUGUGGUGAGACGUCGCUUCCUCACUCUGGUGAGCUCGUUUUAUUUAUUGCAUUGCGAUAUUUUCUUCAACCAGCCUGGAUUUGUUCCCGUAGUAAUCUUUAAUUUCACAAUGCACUUUUUUAAAACGCAGACGGCAAAUGCUUCGGAUCGGAGCACAGGCGUGACUGGGAAAUAUACGGAACGAAACGAUUGAAAUGAAUUUUUAUGAGAUUUUAGAGACUUUUAUUAGUAGUUGUAUGAGAUUCGAUAAAUGUAAAAGUUUUCAACCAAAAUUGGCAGCAAAGUUUAUCCCGAUUGUUUUCUACUUGUAACUUGCUUUGUCCGUAAAUCAAAUAAAUCUAAUCAUAAGAUUAAUCCUAGCUCGCUUGAUAUCGAAAGCUGUAAAAGAUUUGAACUGAAUGAAUUCUGUGAGACGAUUUGCGACAGCAAGACAAAGAGCGAACCGCAACUUUUCGAUGGCAAUGAAGGAAAAAAAACUCACAAAACACUCACACGUUUACUGCGAAGAAGGUGUAAUUCUUCAGUUGACACUAGUGAUUUAUAUACCUAAUAUCCAAUUAUUACAACCGAAACAGAAGAAAGAACAACAAAACAAUGACAAACAACAGUCGCUAAUGAUAAAACUAGAUUUUAAAAUCGACAAAUAAAAAUACACUGGGAAAAUUA